AUGAUAUUCCAGUCGCUUUUCUGCGCAUGUGCCGUGGGCAUCCAGUUCUGGGUGUACGGAUACUCACUCUAUCAAUCUCACACUACUGGCCCUUUCAUUGGCGAUCUGUCCAAAGCUGGUCUUCACAAUACGCUUGGUUAUCCUUCGCUCGCAAACUCUGACAUCCCCGACAUCCUAUACGCCUGCUUCGGCUUUACAUUCGUGACAUGUGCUUCCACUGCCAAUAUCUCCAUCCGCUCAAUCUACGUCGUAUGCAACACCAACCUUGCGGCCUGUGGCGGCGGCAUGGCCUGGGCUCUUCUUGAAUACGCGCACAGUGGAAAGUUCUCAAUCAUCGGUUUCUGCUCCGGAAUCAUCUCAGGUCUAGUUGGAAUUACGCCGGCUGCCGGCUUCGUACCGAUUUACGUCGCGUCGCUCGUCGGAGCCUUGACCUCUUGCUGCUCCUACUUCACGGUCAAGUACAAGUACCUACUUCGUAUCGAUGAGGGUCUCGAUAUCUUCGCCAUCCACGGUGUUGGCGGCUUCGUUGGCGACAUCCUGACUGGAUUCUUCGCUGCUGACUACGUACCAGCCAUGGACGGCGUGACAAAUACGUAUGAAGGUGGAUGGUGGAAUCGCAACUGGAAGCAGAUGGGCUACCAAUUAGCUGCUGCUUGUACAUGCGCUGCAUGGUCAUUUGUAAUUUCCAUCAUACUGCUCUUCAUUAUCAACAGGAUCCCGGGAUGCCACAUCAGGGCGUCUGAAGACGAUGAGCUUAGAGGAUUGGACUACAAGUACUUCCACGACGUUGAGGGCGAUAUGAUGGUCUUGGAUGGGUAUGGCGCGUCAACCCCAGGAAUGACCAGGUCUGGUGUUGUGAGCAAUGCUCCCAGUCACGAGGGUGUUGAAGUUCCUAUUUCGUCUGAGAAGCGAGAUUAA
Parastagonospora nodorum SN15 is the source of this 918-nucleotide messenger RNA. RefSeq lists its product as hypothetical. Gene Ontology annotation, cellular component: plasma membrane. Gene Ontology annotation, molecular function: ammonium channel activity. NCBI's taxonomy places the organism in Eukaryota, Fungi, Ascomycota, Dothideomycetes, Pleosporales, Phaeosphaeriaceae. The transcript has 2 exons. Bases 1 to 918 code for a protein of 305 amino acids. Gene Ontology annotation, biological process: ammonium transmembrane transport. The record is from RefSeq and is a predicted model, not a curated record.